Messenger RNA from Microdochium trichocladiopsis, 2268 nucleotides. RefSeq lists its product as uncharacterized. Gene Ontology annotation, biological process: regulation of DNA-templated transcription. Gene Ontology annotation, molecular function: zinc ion binding; DNA-binding transcription factor activity, RNA polymerase II-specific. Lineage: Eukaryota; Fungi; Ascomycota; Sordariomycetes; Xylariales; Microdochiaceae. The record is from RefSeq and is a predicted model, not a curated record. Bases 1 to 2268 code for a protein of 755 amino acids. The transcript is spliced from 2 exons.
AUGUCGUCUGGUAUUGAACUGCAAGCAUGCCCCUCGAGCCAGGACGAUCGUGGUUGUCUAGUCGGCUUGUUGGAGCAUCACAUCAAUACAGCACCGCCCACGUACAUCGUCCGAAACCUUAACAACCAGUCCAGUCCCCUCGCCGUUGAACUCUUCCACUUACCUCGACCACCACUCCACUCCAUCAGACCAGCAGGCCAAAACUGCCGCGAGCGCAAGGUCAAGUGUAACGGCAACCACUCUGGCUGCCAGCAGUGCGCGCACCUGAACCUCCGCUGUAUAUACAAGACCAGCGACGCCGCCUCCAAGAGCCGGGCCAAGGCUGGCCGGGGGUCGGUCAUCUCGCGCCUCAAGCGCCAUGGCGUACGUGAGAAUGCUGUCCCAGAGGUCUCCAGGGGCUGCGGUCUUCGUAUAGCACCAGUGAGCAGCAGCAAUGGCACGGGUUCGAUACCGCUCUCGUCGCCGCCGGAGAAGCCGCUGCCCGGCGCCGGCGCAGGCUCUGCCAUGAUGAUGGCACUCGAGUCCGAGUUUGACCAGGCAUUCUUCAGCGCCCUCGUCCAGCCGUACGACGACUACAUCUACUGCGUGAGCCCGGUCGUCACGGCGUCCGAGGUCAGAGCCGCCAUCGGGGCCAUGCACGACGACCCGUUUGACUUCUUGCUCGUCCAUGCGUUCGGCGCCGCGACGCUGAACCUCACCCAGCCGGACUGGAGGGCUGAUCCGCGCGAGGCGGCCAAGCUGAAGCGGCUGAUGGACAUUGCCGUGUACGCCAGGAGCCAGCUCAGCGCGCCCUGCUUCAGCAGCAUACAGCAGCAGCAGAAGCAGCAAGCUGCUGGCAGUGGUGGUGGGAGUGGCUGCGGCAGCGGCGUGCGGCCACUGCUGGCCGAGUCGUUCAUCAUGUCCAACAUAUUCCUCGAGAUCUGCUUCAUGGCGUUCCAGCGGCACGAAGAAGCGUUCCUCAUGCUGCGCGAGGCGGUCAGCCUGAUCCAAGUGCUCCGGAUCGACAGCAGGACUCGAGCCCGCAGCCUCCAGGAGCGCACAGCAGCAGCAGGAGGAGGAGCUCAGACCGACGAGUCUCGGCGGCAGAGAGCCGCGGAGGCCAAGCGGGAGCGCCUGUACUGGCUGGUAUUUAUCCACGAGCGGUUCAUGGCCAUCAUCGAGUACUACCCGAUUGUCCUCGAGCCGCUGCAGGGCUCGGUCGCGGUGGACGACGAGACGCUGCCGGUGCAGAUCCGCGAGGGGUUCCAGAGCCUCAUCCAGAUGUUCUGCGUCAUUGACCACGACUUUGUCAGCCACUGGCGCGGCGUGUCGCCAACAUUGUCGUCGUCAUCCUCCUCGUCAACUGCUGCGUUGGCAUCAUCAUCGUCACCGUCGUUGCCGUCUGGCUCUGCCGUGACGAGGGAGUGGAUCGAGGCCAAGAAGAGCCAGCUCGACAGCCUGGACUUUAUGCUGCAGCCUCGGCCAGCAGCCAGUAGUAGUAGCCCUUAUUCCCUGGGAAACAUCAUUCACCCAACCGACGAUCUCUUCGCCGCCACCACCGCCGCCACCAGCGAGUCCUCCCCCAGCGCCAACCUGGCCACGGAGAACUGGGCGACCCUGAGCACGCUGCAGCAGGCAGACCUCGUCGUCACACGGCAGUGGAUGCUGACGCUGCUGUGGCAGCUCGCCCUGUCGCACUGCGUACUGACAUCUUCGUCGUCGUCGUCAGCUUCUGCUGGUGCGGAUGGUCACGGUCACGGCUACAACCACGAAGGAGUGCCAGGUUCAUCACCACAAGCCACUUCCGGCACCAGCACCACCACCACCGCACCAGAAGCCACGCCAAUGUCCCUUUCCUUCCCCGUGCGCCUAUCCCAGCAGCUCCGCGCGGUGAUCCUGCAGCUCGGCCGGCAGUACGUAGAGCGGCACGGCACCGGCAUCAUCCAGAAGCUCUUCGAGAUCACCACCACAUUCGCCGACGUCAUCGUCCAUGUCCCCGUGCCGCACUUGUUGUCGUCGUCAUCGCCAGUGCCAGUGUCAGUAUCAUCUCCGGGAACAGCAGUGGGAGCGGCGGCGGUGGCAGGAGGUGAAGACAGGGCGAGGAAAGAAGAACAACAGCAACAGGAGCAAGAACAACAACAGCAUCAAGAACGAGAACGCAGGCAGCGCUUCGACGACUUUGAAUUCCUGCACAACUUCCUACGCGACUUUGCCGGGCUCGACGAGGUCCAGGGCCGGAUCCUGGCCGACAAGGCUGCGCUGGUUCGCGCGGUUCAGCGCAGCGGGUGA